GAAGAUGCGAUCGACUUCUUGGUUCACAAGCCGGCCAUGAUCGUGUAAAAUGGCUUCAUCGUACAUCAAUUAGUUUCUGAGUUAUAACCAGAGAUGUAAAAGUGCAAAAACUACCGCUUAAUCCCGCGAGAGCCGUACCUAGGAUUUGGCCAGGGGGGGGGGGGGGGUGGCGGAGGAAUCCCGGGGCCUCUUUUCUACAGAGGGCCUCCUACCUACGGAGGGCCUCCUCUCUACUGAGGAGUCAGAGGGGCCCUAGCGAUCAUGACACAGACACUAUGGCGAUUAUUCACAGGAGGCGGUACUCGGUAGUCGGUAGUAAGAAGGACCCUAGCUGUCAGGCUGGUUAUAGGGCCCUUAUUGUCCUGACGCGAUUUUUGGAAUUCAGGUGAAAUUCGUUCGCCUCCCAUGUGACUUUGGCCAACGUGGGUCUUCGGCCCACGGGGGCCCUGAUUCUAUCCGGGGGCCCUGAACCCUUGGCCGGGUACGUCCCUGGGGUACGUCCCUUGGGUACGUCCGCGUCCCUGCACUGAGCAACGUGAAAUGAGUGAGUAGCGUAGUGAAUACUGGCAGCUCUAAUAAGACCUUUCUUUGUGAAUAGUGAUGAAAUAUUUUUUAAGUAACCUGGCAUAUCAAGAGUGCCUAUUUUCAUUUUCAAUAAAUAAAAAGACACACUUUUAUUGUUCUAAUUUUUCGAAACAUAUUAAUAAAUAGGUAUAAUUUUACCUGUAACGGUAUUUGCUCACUACUAUUGAAGCUGGGCUGGGAUCGCUCUAGGAAAUUUGCGUGAUUAUAAGAAUUUGUGAGGUGAAUGUGUGAGAUUUGUAUUAAUUUUUGUUGCUUAGCUUUAUAGAAACCUUUUUGAAUGAAUUUUGCCUGCACUGAUUGCUGAUAUUGAGUACAGAAGAGGAAUUUCUUCCUGCGCCAGGAUUGUCUCCUGAAUGGUGGAGCUGUCUGGCCAGGGAUGGUGGUAGGCAGGGUGGAGCGGCGGCACGCGACAGGCGGCGGCGGCAAGACCCUGUCGCCGCAGGAGCUGUCGGACUGCGAUGACAUCGCCACGGCGCUCACCAUCGACCCCUACCUGGGCUUCACCACGCACAAAAUGAACAUCAGGUACAGACCACCGCGAUGCAACAAGGACGUGCUGCGAAACCUCAUCUUCGCGUUCAUCAAGGACCAGAACUAUGAGGAGACCUACAAGCGGCUGGAGAGGUGCGAGGCCAUGCACCAGCUGCUGGCCUUCUAUAAGCACCGAGUGAACCGGGAUGAUCUGCGGGACCAUAUAAUGCGGUUUCUCGGCGUGCUGGACGUGGAGUCGGGCAUUUCCAUCAUGGGCUGCACUCGGUACUCGCUGGAAGACAACGCAGGCGCCCGGGUCUGCUCCACCAAGGCCUGGGGCCGAAAUGAGGAGAUCCAGUUUCUGGUCGGCUGUAUCGCCGAACUUUCAGAGGAGGAGGAGAACCAAUUUCUCCACCCGGGCAAGAACGAUUUCAGCGUCAUGUAUAGCACAAGGAAGAAGUGUGGUCAGCUUUGGCUCGGUCCUGCUGCCUACAUCAACCACGACUGCAACGCCAACUGCACGUUCGUGGCAACCGGUCGCAAUACGGCCACGGUACGCACGCUGCGUGAGAUUGAGCCGGGAGACGAGGUCACCUGUAACUACGGCGGAGACUUCUUCGGCGACAACAACUGCUACUGCGAGUGCGAGACCUGCGAGAGGCGGCAGACGGGAGCGUUCGCCAAGAAGGACUCUGAUCAGCAGUCGGAGGGGUACCAGCUGCGCUACUCGAGUCGGCGACAGGCGGCGCCCCCGACGGGUACCAACACGCUGGAGCACACGGUCGAGACGCUCCGGCAGCGCGGCAUGACCCGCUACGACGCCCAGAUCAUCGCCGAACAGCGCCUCAAGCUCGACUCGCCGGCGCCGGCCGCUGCCGUGACUGCGGCCAGUCGGCCGGCGGCGGCGACGGCCCUGACGACGGCGACGACCGGUGCUGCUCCGGGCCGGGCUGCCGGUACCGCUCCAGGGAAGGCCGCCGGCACCACCCCGGUCGGAGGCCGCACCCGCGCCCGGCGCCGGCUCGGUGCCUCUCAGACGUCCACUGCCACUGCCGCGGGCCGGCGGCGCGGCUCGGCCACUCCGGUCGAGACGGCCGCCGCGCCCGUUUUACCACCGCCCCCGCCCCCGCCCCCUCCGCCGCCCCCACCGCCCCCGCCUCCACCGCCGCCAGCAGCGCCCCGUCGCGGCCGCGCGGCGGCGGGGGCGCUGACGUUGCCCGUGUCCCCGCCGUGCCACGUGAAGGUGACGCUGCGCAUGAAGCGCUCGCCGCCGGCGGACGACAUCAGUGAGUCGGCCAGCAGCCACUUCAGUGACGACAGCGCCACUAGCGGCGAGAUUCAGUACGAGGUGCUGCGGCUGGAGGGCAUCGGCGAGCUGCCCGUCGCCACGUGGCACAAAAAGAAAAAGAAGAAGCGCCACCGCCACGAGCGGCACCGCGGUGUGACGCCCGAGGUGGCCGUGCCGUCGGCAAAACGUGUACGGCUCAAGUUCGGCGGCGAGUCGCGGACCAUCGAGCUGACGGGGUGAGACGGCCGUCCGUCCCGCCCCGCCCGCUCGUGUCUUUCACGGCCGUCAGCGCACGAGCCGCACCGGCCCAUUCCAUAGGCCGAGUACAACGUUGUUAUACCUCUCCACCGGCCCACGUGCGCGCGUGUGUGCGAGUAUAUUUUACCAUAGCUAUAUGAUUAUCUGAUCCGGGCACUGCCAUGAUCAAAGUUGUGUGUACGUAUCUACUGUCUUUGGUGCGGUUGUUUUUUGUAGAUUUUCCUCAGUCCGAUGACGCAUUUAACUUAUGUGGAAUGAGGUGGCAUGAAUUCUUUUGAUCUCAUUGUUCUGAGCACGCUUGUGUUCUUUUUUAUGACCGAUGAUUGGCCUUCCUUUGGGCUAGGCUGCGCGGUAGCUCGAACGGAGAUUCGUCCCGAAUGACCUCGAAGCUGUAUUGUAAUAAACGCAUGCAUUUGUUUU
Molecule: messenger RNA, 3022 nt
Organism: Amphibalanus amphitrite
Lineage: Eukaryota; Metazoa; Arthropoda; Thecostraca; Balanomorpha; Balanidae
Product: histone-lysine N-methyltransferase Suv4-20-like
Exons: 7
Coding region: 962-2584 (540 amino acids)
Cellular component (GO): nucleus
Molecular function (GO): protein binding; histone H4K20 methyltransferase activity
Source: RefSeq, a predicted model, not a curated record